AUGGCUAAACCGGACUAUAACAAUGUCCAGUCUUCCCCCGUGGAUGUACUAAACAAUACCAAUGCAUUACUGCCACCACCGUCAGUGAAGAAAACCAAAGGCCGAAGAAGGGUGGAAAUCAAGAAGGUGGAAGCAGCCAGCAACCGCCAUGUCACCUUCUCGAAGCGCAAGAAGGGCCUUUUCAACAAGGCAGCGGAACUGAGCCUCUUGACCGGCGCAGAAACUGCAGCGAUAGUAGUUUCCGGCAAUGGAAGGAUGUUCGGCUUCGGCAGCUCCAGUUGUGAGGACGUCAUCCACCGUUACCUUGCGGACAGCAACUCUCAAAUAGGAGUGGAGUCGGAUCGUCGCAGCAGAUACGUGAACUCGGCUCAUUUGGCAAAGCUAAGGCAGCAGCUAUUGGAGGCCCGGAGGCAGUUGGAGGAGGAGAAGAAGCGGGCAACAAUGAUACAGCAGAGGAAACAGGCGGCUGGAGUGGCGGUACCCGCCGAGUUGUGGUGGGAGGAGGAGAUGAUGGAUCAAACCCCAGAGGAGUUACAGAGUUACAGUGAGGCGUUGCAUAGGCUGAAGAGUGAUGUGGAGAGGAGAGCUCAACAGAAGAUUCUGAAUGUUCCAUGCAGCUACACGUCGCUAAUGGAUGGUAGAGUUGUCAUGGGUGAGAAUUAUAUAAACAAUAGUAAUAGCAAUAUGAACACCAUGUAG
This is a messenger RNA of Argentina anserina (silverweed cinquefoil), 699 nucleotides long. Its product is annotated as agamous-like MADS-box protein AGL29. Gene Ontology annotation, biological process: regulation of transcription by RNA polymerase II. The transcript has a single exon. The record is from RefSeq and is a predicted model, not a curated record. Gene Ontology annotation, molecular function: RNA polymerase II cis-regulatory region sequence-specific DNA binding; DNA-binding transcription factor activity, RNA polymerase II-specific; protein dimerization activity. The coding region runs from base 1 to 699 and encodes 232 amino acids. NCBI's taxonomy places the organism in Eukaryota, Viridiplantae, Streptophyta, Magnoliopsida, Rosales, Rosaceae.